UGUUUUUCCCAAAUCCAAAAUCAAAUGCGAAAAUAUAACCUAAUUGAACACCCAAUACAUUAGGAUGUGAAUUCUUCCUCCAAUUUGACCUACAAAGUAGGGAAAAAGAUGUGUCUUCUGAAUCUAUCUGUAAGUCCUUUCUGGUAGCAUCGAAUUAUUUUCCCUACUAUUUAUUAAAUCGGAGCAUCAUCGUGGUUGAUUGCUGGAUAUAUAUAUAUAUAUAUUGAAUCGGAGUGCUAUUCGUGUUGGAUUUGCUUGAUUUCUUAUGGAAUCGGAGUGUCUCUGAUGGGUUAUAUAGAAUAUUGAGUUUGAAUGCGAGUUGAUUUUGUUAAAUCCUGGAGUAGUUUUUUGUUGAUCGAUCUUUAUAGUCAUUUCGUCGAACACCUGUCGUCCGGGCAUGUAAAUUAGAUGCUGUAGGGUUGCGCUUUUGUCAGGUAUAAUUGUGUCUGGUUCUUCAGUUCGAUGGGGAAGCCCUUAUUUUAUGAAGUUUUGGAAAAACCAGCCACCAGCUGUGUUAUUGCUAUCUGUAGUUUGAUUUGGUUCUAUAUUCAGAAGAAGGGGAUAGGGUAUUCACAUGUCGGAUUGAGCUACGAGACUGCUCUGGAUGGUCACCACUGGAGGAUAAUCACUUCGGCGUUUUCGCAUAUUAGCAUCCUUCAUCUUGUUUUCAACAUGAGUGCACUGUGGAGUCUUGGGGUUAUUGAGCAGUUAGGAUCUAUAGGGCUUGGUGUUGAAUAUUAUCUCCAUUACACUCUAGUGUUGGUCAUUCUGUCCGGGUUGCUAGUCCUGGGGAUGUAUCACUUUCUUAUCCAAAAGUUCAAAAUAGACUACUUUCGGAGAGUGACUGCCGUUGGGUACUCAUGUGUAGUGUUUGGAUGGAUGACGAUAUUAUCUAUGAAACAACCCUCAUCUAAGCUGGAGCUUUUUGGGUUUCUGUCUCUUCCCAUCAGUUUUGCACCGUUUGAAUCCCUUAUAUUUACAUCUAUAAUCGUGCCACAGGCAAGUUUUCUAGGUCAUUUAUCAGGAAUUCUUGUCGGGUAUGCUAUAGCAUGGGGGUUGAUACAUGGGAUGAAUAAUUACUGGGCUAUUUCUAUGUUGGGCUGGAUUGUUCUUGUGUUUAUAUUUAGUUUGAAGAAGUCUGGUGCAUAUAAUUUUGAUUUCCUUGAAGUUGAAUCGGUGACGGAUCCUUCAUUACCUUCUGUUCGCUUCAUGGCUCCGGGAAAUGGCAGAACCUUGCAGAUGAGUACGUUGCCUGAAGUUGGUUCCAAUGUGGUCUUUUGUGAGCACACCGAUGAGUAUAUGUACAAAUUGAUUGGGAUCGAGAGAUGCCUUUACCCAUAAACUUGACGAAAAUGAGGUUAUGAGUGGUUAUAACCUGUUUGGUUCAAAAAUAUUUAUUUAGGGGGGAUUUACCCUAUGAUCAAGAAUCCACUGAGAAUUUUUACACCAUGAAGAAGAGGCAUGUUUGUUUGUAUUGUAGGGCUGCUGGCAUCAUUUAGCGCUCAAGAAUCAAGAUCACACAUCCAUUUUUAUUUUUUUUUGUCUAUGUUAAUAAACUUCAUUCAGGCUUGCUGAUGGCUCAAACUUCAAUUCAGUAAAAAGUAUUCUCAGAAAAUCAAAACUCCAAGUAAACAAACUUUUAUUUUAUACUAUUAGAUUUCUGCAAAAAAAAAAAUUAUAGAAACCUAAUGAAUAUAGAAUUUUUUAAAAAAUUAUUAUUUGAUAUAAUAAUUAUGACAUAAAGAAAAUAUAUUCAAUGUAAUAAUUUUAAAAAAUAUGGGUUUGUUUUUUUUUUUUUAAUACUCCAAAACUUCAAAUUUCUAUAUAAAAAUACCCAUCACAAACCAAAUUUUCGUGGACCCAUCAAAAGAAACAACCCAAUCAAAUCAUUUGCAUAAAAAAUGCCUGUGUAUAUAUAUAUAUAUAAUCGUGAAUUUUGUACUAUUUAUAUUAGUGAAGCGCUAGUCUCCUCCUCCUAUCCGCUCGCAUCGUUGGCUUUCUGUUCAGUUUUGCUCUUUGAGACGGUGAAAACCAUGGCGGCGAUGGCACCGGCAACGCUAUUACAUCGAUUAUUUCACCAGCCUCAGUGAAUAUCAGGUCAUUAGCUCACUGUGGCCCCUCAAAGGCAGGAACGAGACUUGUACUCAAGCCAAUAUCUGCUGUUGGUUCAGGUCUAGAGGCAUCGAUUAGAGAUCCGGUAAAGAACGCAAUAAGCAUUAAAAAUGUGGAGAUUGUCGUGGAGUCCAAAGAUGAUGAUAAGAUGCAAGUUAGAUUCUCUUGACCAAUCUUCUGUUCUCAGUUGUUGUACAUUCCAGCCUGGUUCUUAGUCAUUCUAUGUGAAAACCAAAAGAAUCACACAUCUGCUACAUUAAAGGUACCUAAAAGAGUCACCAGAACAAGGUUGGAAGCUCGAUCCCAUUUCUGUAGUUGUUGAGCUUUGGUGGUAAAGGUCGGUGGUGGUGCAAUAUUCUUGGAGAAGCAGUGCAUAUCAAUUGGCUAUGGGAUUGAGUUAUUGUCUGUGGUUGUAUCGAUUCCCUUGAGAUUGUUUUUUGCCUAUUGAAUCUUUUAUUAGUUUUUUAUAACUUGUGUUGUCUUUAGUCUUUACAACACAAAACUGUUGUUGUUGGUUAAUAGAUCGAUAGGCCUUGUAUGGUCACUGGCAUUGACAUUGUAUUCGCCUUAUUGCACUUACUGCAAAAUUUAAUAAUAUGUCCGUUGGGUGUAGGUUUUCCUCGCCCAAAUA
Molecule: messenger RNA, 2743 nt
Organism: Andrographis paniculata
Lineage: Eukaryota; Viridiplantae; Streptophyta; Magnoliopsida; Lamiales; Acanthaceae
Product: RHOMBOID-like protein 13
Exons: 6
Coding region: 463-1341 (292 amino acids)
Cellular component (GO): membrane
Molecular function (GO): serine-type endopeptidase activity
Source: RefSeq, a predicted model, not a curated record